Messenger RNA from Rasamsonia emersonii CBS 393.64, 783 nucleotides. Its product is annotated as Type 1 phosphatases regulator ypi1. Lineage: Eukaryota; Fungi; Ascomycota; Eurotiomycetes; Eurotiales; Trichocomaceae. Gene Ontology annotation, cellular component: nucleus. The record is from RefSeq and is a predicted model, not a curated record. The coding region runs from base 1 to 783 and encodes 260 amino acids. Gene Ontology annotation, molecular function: protein phosphatase 1 binding; protein serine/threonine phosphatase inhibitor activity. The transcript has 5 exons.
AUGUAUAUUGGACUCCAACACCUUAGAGACCGUAUUUGCCUACUAAAGACCUUCGUACUCAUCUACGGAUCGAACCCUCUCACAAGGAGAUGGGUAGGUACCUGUGCCCCCGACUUCCCAGGUGGGCAAGUUAAACGCCAUCGAACAAGCGCUGAAGCCGCUCACGUGCAAUCACUUUACCCCACAUUGUUUCCCAGCUGCUUUGUCAGCAAUCCCAUUCCCUCAUUCCACGAUUCUGUCGUCUUUGUGGAUAUGUCGCAAAACAGGCAGCGCAAUCCGAACGUGACAGUUGGCUCGCAAGUGGACACGGAAACAGAAUCACAUCAAGGGACUUCGAGCACCGUGGUUCGGGGUACUUUGAGACUGAGAGGCGAAAGUGUUACGGAUUCAACGCAAAAUACCGAGAGGCCACCUACGCGACACAUCAGAUGGCGUGAAGAUGUAGUCAAUAAUGAAGGAAUGGGGAAGAAGAGUUCGAAAGUCUGCUGCAUCUAUCACAAACCUCGCCCGGUAGGCGAAAGUAGCUCUGAGUCGUCGUCGUCGUCGGAUUCGAGCUCCUCGGAUACGGAAAGUGAUAGUGAUAGCGAUGUUGUCAAUGGACAGGAUAGAGCAAUAAGAGGGCGGUGCAGCCAUGCAGAUGGUGGACAUGUUGACGAUAGCACCUCGUGUCCCUCCGGCCAUCAUCACAAGAGAAAGUCUAAAAAGAGAAAGCCAAGUCCCAAUGCGUACGAGAGAGUACCAAAAUCCGCUUCUAAAAGAUAUUCUGAAGAGCGCGGAACCUGA